This is a messenger RNA of Asparagus officinalis (garden asparagus), 1090 nucleotides long. RefSeq names its product protein DEHYDRATION-INDUCED 19 homolog 5-like. The transcript has 5 exons. The record is from RefSeq and is a predicted model, not a curated record. Lineage: Eukaryota; Viridiplantae; Streptophyta; Magnoliopsida; Asparagales; Asparagaceae. Bases 247 to 831 code for a protein of 194 amino acids.
AAAGCGUGAGGCGGUGAAUGACAAAGGACGACACAGUAAAGUCCACUUACUACGUCCAGUUGUCUCGAUCCUCUCUAACUCAAGUUUGGGAGGCCGACGAAAACCGCAAUACCUUCAUUUGUUCUUCUCUCUCUCUCUCUCUCUCUCUCUCUCUCUCUCUCUCUUCCUUUUCUCCCCCAUUUUCUUCAGUGGGAGGUGAGAAUAAAGAGGCCAUGGAGGUUUGGGACCUGCAGUAUCCACGCAGAAAUGCAGCUAACUUCGCUUUCGUCGAACUCUUACCCAGCAGGUCAAGAUGACGGUGGUGGUACAUGGGACUACUUCCCAUGCCCUUAUUGCUAUGUUGAAAUUGAAGUACCCGUUCUCAGUACUCAUCUGCUAGAGGAACACUGCUUUGAUAUAAAAAAUUCGGUAUGCCCUCUUUGCGCAGCCAAUCCAGCAAAAGAUAUGAUUGAGCACAUGACGGUGCAGCAUGCAUACUUUCUGAAGCGUACGAAAUCUCGUAGAGCAAAUUUAUGGUGUGGUAACCCAGAAUCUGUUGGAAAGGAACCAUAUGGACACAAUUGUUUCGAUAGAGGUCCAACCGAAAAAAGGGGAAGUUUAUCCGAUUCUGUUUCAGGUCCACUACUCUCGUCAUUUGUCUACAACUUAUCUUUUACAGAUAGCAAAAAUCACCGAGAAGACAAUUCUGAUGCUGCAGAAUUAGAUCCUUCAUCCCUCCAUGAGCAGAGCCUUGAUAUGUCCCUAUCCAACCAGGUCUUGGAGAAAGAUUAUGAACUAAGAAGCCAGAUGGCAUUCUUUGCACAACUGAUGAUUCUGUCAACAAUUUUCUAAGUUCUACUUCUCAGCAAAUGCCCACUUGCGUCAUUCUUGAAGAAUUUCAUCAUGGAUUGUUUCACUGAAUAGCCCGGCUCAGUCAGCUAUUUCACACAGCUCAGUUGUAAAACAUUAUUUCCAUGGAAUAUAUUUCCCUUAUAUAUAUUUCAGGCAUCAUAUCUCUUAGAGUUUGUAAUAUUAACUGCAACAAGACACAAUUUAUGCAUUGAUGACAGUGUGUUGGGAACCAUUGCAUGCUAUUUUGCCAGUAUACGAA